Globicephala melas (long-finned pilot whale) is the source of this 1241-nucleotide messenger RNA. RefSeq names its product cornichon family AMPA receptor auxiliary protein 2 (gene CNIH2). Gene Ontology annotation, biological process: endoplasmic reticulum to Golgi vesicle-mediated transport; regulation of AMPA receptor activity. Lineage: Eukaryota; Metazoa; Chordata; Mammalia; Artiodactyla; Delphinidae. Gene Ontology annotation, cellular component: dendrite; COPII-coated ER to Golgi transport vesicle; synapse. The record is from RefSeq and is a predicted model, not a curated record.
UGGCGCCCCCCGGGCCGCCGCCCGGCGCGGGGGCCAUGGCGUUCACCUUCGCCGCGUUCUGCUACAUGCUCACCCUGGUGCUGUGCGCCUCUCUCAUCUUCUUUGUCAUCUGGCACCACGUCCCAUCUCGUCCGAUCCCCAUGUGUGAAUCUUAUGCCACAGAAGAAUGCGUGGGGGGCCAUAAGCUGCUGCCCCAACCCUGACGGGCACACGCCCCUCCCCCAGAUCAUAGCCUUUGACGAGCUGCGGACCGACUUCAAGAACCCCAUCGACCAGGGGAACCCAGCGCGGGCACGCGAGCGUUUAAAAAACAUCGAACGCAUCUGCUGCCUCCUGAGGAAGCUGGUGGUCCCAGAAUACUCCAUCCACGGCCUCUUCUGUCUGAUGUUUCUGUGUGCAGCAGAGUGGGUGACCCUGGGCCUCAACAUCCCCCUCCUCUUCUACCACCUCUGGAGGUACUUCCACCGUCCUGCGGAUGGCUCUGAGGUCAUGUAUGACGCGGUCUCCAUCAUGAAUGCUGACAUCCUCAACUACUGCCAGAAGGAGUCCUGGUGCAAACUCGCCUUCUACCUGCUCUCCUUCUUCUAUUACCUGUACAGUAUGGUUUAUACGUUGGUGAGUUUCUAAGGGGGAAGCCGGCCAGGGAGCGAGCCCAGAACGGACCGGACGCCUGUGCACCCCCAGCCCUGCCCCUGGGCCGCAGAGGCCUCAGCCCUGGGGAGGGAGGGGGCACUGGUGCCCCCAGCCUCCUCUCCCCCACCCCCAAACUGCUGCUGCGGGGACUUCCCGCCUUCAGAGCCCCCUCCCCUUGGACUAGGGCUGGGCAGAGCUCUAAAUAGGGGCAGGAGCUCCUCUGCCAGCCUGUGGGCAUGGCAGUCAGUCCUGGAAGGGGCGGGACCUCCGGCCUUGUCCACUUCAGAGGGCAUUUAGGCCCUGCCACGGGGCAGGGCUUGACCCUGGAAGUUCUGGGCCGCCCCCUCCACCACCACCCCCACCCUGGGGCUCCCCCUGCAGGUGGGGCGGUACCCACACCGGGAAUGAGCAGGCUCAGCAGGGGGGCAGCCCCACCCCUAGUCUGCCCUCCCCCCUCCCCCAGGCUUUCUCUCCAGACCCCUCCCUGUCCCCCCUUGCCCCAACCCCAGCCACCCUGUCUCUUGGACCUAUUUUCUAUGUUGCCUGGAGGAGUCCGGCACCCCCUCCCCGGCCGUUUGUGACAAAAUAUGAAUAAACUACUGCAAACA